This is a messenger RNA of Paramuricea clavata, 837 nucleotides long. The record is from the annotation of a GenBank genome assembly. Lineage: Eukaryota; Metazoa; Cnidaria; Anthozoa; Malacalcyonacea; Plexauridae.
AUGGCGUCGGCUGGUGGCGGUAGUUUACGACGUGCAAAUACAAGUGUUUCUUUGCCAGACCUUAGCACGACUAUUAAAGCGAACGAGCACGAAAGAAAAGUCGCUGACAAAAGCAUCAACUCGGUUGAAACACACUUCGACGAGCUGGCGACGAAAUUAAACCAUUAUGCCGUCCGUUUAGGCAAACUUCGCAACGCCGGAGACGAGUUUCACAAAGCUGUUGAGACCUACGCUGACGAGGAAUCGAGUGGUCUGAAACAGGCGUUACAUACGUUUGCCGAAUGCUUUGCCACUAUACAAGACCUACGACAUGAACAAGUCCAGCAAAUCGCCGACAAAAACGUACAAGCGUUUAGUAUUUACAAGACAAAAUGUCGACAAGCGAAGGACGAUGUGAAAUCGAACCUCGGCGCUUUGGACAACGAAGUGAAGAAGUAUAAAUCCUUAGAACGGUUGAAAACUCGCUCGGCGUCGAACCCGAGUCGGCUUGCAAGAGCUCAAACGGAGUUCCAGAAAGCCUCAGACGAAGCAGGUCGAAGCUCGAGAAUUCUCCACGAACAGAUGGAGGAAUUCGAACGCGCUAAAAUCCGAGAAAUUAAACAGAUAUUCCGAGAUUUUAUCCACAAUGAGAUCUAUUUCUUUGCGAAGGGGUUAGAGCUCUACACUCGUGCCUACGAUGGUCUGACGUCUCUCAACGAUGAGAAUGAUAUCGAGGAGUUUCGAGCGUCGAUGUCAUGGCAACCACAAGGUCAUUCUACCCCCGGGUUUUCGCGACAUCGCUCCGAACCAGUGCUCAAUAGUCAUAUAGAGGAACAGGAUUUUAAUGAAUCGGUUUAG